This is a messenger RNA of Homarus americanus (American lobster), 2801 nucleotides long. RefSeq names its product ropporin-1-like protein. The record is from RefSeq and is a predicted model, not a curated record. The transcript is spliced from 5 exons. NCBI's taxonomy places the organism in Eukaryota, Metazoa, Arthropoda, Malacostraca, Decapoda, Nephropidae. The coding region runs from base 134 to 775 and encodes 213 amino acids.
AUGCGCAGUAUUGACUCGUGACGUCACACAUUCCAGAGACGCCAGCGAGUGGCGUUGGACGUGGCUAUUUUACACCACUUAUUAACUUACUUGAUAGUACCUCAAGUACUCUAAAGGUGUUCUGUGAGUAAGGAUGGUUGUGGCAACAGUGGGAGAGGCAAGGGUUCCUGCCCAGCUGCCUCGCAUUCUCAAAGAUUACACGAAGGCUGCCAUUCGUACCCAGCCCAAAGAUCUCCUCAUCUGGUCAGCUGCUUACUUCAGGAGUAUGAGUAAUGGAACAUCUCCACCUGUAAAGGACCGACUGGAGUUCCCCAUUCCAGAAUCUGAGAGUGGUAUAUCUCCUGGAGUCCUGCGAGUGUUAAACCAUCAGCUGAGUAGUGAGGAUAGUGUUACAUGGGAGAACCUACAAGAAGUGUGUGAGGCCAUGGGUGUGGCUGAAGAAACAGCACAGGAUGCCUGGCAGAGAGCAGGUGGAGGUGACGGAGGGACUGUUGAGUGGGACCACAUUCUCUCUCACAUUGCUGCACUUUCCACCCAUUCACUGGUGGAGGCCUUACAACUGGUGAUGAUAACUGUAACCGACGACCCAGUGAGCCAGAAGGUUUUGUGCAAUACCCUCGUGGAUCAUUAUCAUCGCCUUCACACACAUACUAACAUCACACCGACAGACCAGUACACUGAGGCUGUCAACUACCUGAAUGAUAUUGCUAAUUACAAUGAUGGGUAUCUGGUUCCCAGUGACCUUACACGAGCAUCAUGUCCUCCUCUUCAGUAAUUGUUGGAGUCUCGUUGCAUGUUACUUUUUUUCUCUCAUGGCAUGACAGGAGCUGCAGGUUUGUACCCAUCUAUUCAAACAUCCAAAUAAGAUUGUUGACAAUAAUUCAAAAGAUAAUAAAACAAGUUAGCUACAUAUCUGUUGACAUUGUUUUAACUGGUGUAAUUACUGAGGUCUGUGGAUUACCCGGUAUAGUUUUGUAAUUAAUGGAAAAAUUACAUAAAAAUAAACAAGAGGUUCUCAAAUGACCAGUGGAUCCUUUCCAUAUUCACCUCAAGACUGAGCUGUCAUUAUGCAUUGAACGAAGUCUAAUAAAAUUGUAUUGUUGCAAGACAUAAUCAAGUAAAUAAAAUACAAUAUGGUUCUGUAAUAAUCUUUCUUGGUCAGAUUAAACUAAUCACAAAAUUCAAUCCUGUAAUGAGUGAAGAAUCACAGAUAGAUUUGUCUCAAUUUUUUCUUGUUGGUGAACUAGUGUAAUUCAUAUAACCUUCUUGUGUGAUUAAGACCUUUGUUGUUGAAGUGCAGUAAAAACAUGUAACAAUGCAAACACCUUGGAAAGGGUAAUUGCCCUAAUUUCAGAAAAAAUUCUCAACAUAAUAAGAGACAAAGUCAAGUGCUUGAUACUUUUCAGCUAUCUUGACUGUACAUCUGACUUGAGUCACAUAGAGUGACUGUUGGUAAUGUUGAGGAUCAUCAACUGUCAGUUGGUGCAUCUUUAAAUGAGUACUUUGUUGGCUUUUUGGCUGUUAAAAGUACCACAGAAAGUAGCUACUGUAACAUGCAUGGACACAAACAAGGAAUACAGUCAAGAGAAUUGGAAAUCAAUGAGAAUAUUUUGUACAAGCUUUGUGGUAGUCACAGAUCAACAUAAGUGUUUGCUGAUGCUGCAAGAUCAUCUGUACUCUCGGUAAGGUUCGUUGGCAUGUUGCAGUGAACAUACAUUCUUUUUAGCUUCUUGGCAGCUCUGGCCUAUUGUGAAGAAAUAAAUUACUAAUCUAACAGUCAAAGAGAUUGCCACGACUAAUGAGAAUGUAUUAAAAGUACCAAAGUGCUCCACUAUCAAAUGAGUGACAUGCAAAAUCUUCAUUGAACAACACUGCUGCCACCUUGUGGAAUAUUAGUUAUUAGAAGUUUUAUUUCUCAUAAUUUUUUAAUUGUUGAUGGAGAAGUGUAAUUAUUAACUUUUUUACACACUUAUAGACCAUAGUUAUUGAAGCACAGUAUUAUUGUAACAACUAGUUAUUAACCCCUUGAGUCAGAGGGACUUACUUUACCUUGUACACCCUCUUACACCAAGCAUCAAAUCAGAAGGACAUACAGGUACUAUCUGGUACACCCACGACAGCAGGGGUUAGCUGGGAGGGUGAUAUUGCUCUCCUAUGGCACUAGGCUUAUUACAAUAUUAUGACACUCUCAUAUCCCACUGGACUUAGUCAAGACUUUUUUUUGCUCUCUUGUGUUAGGGUGAGUAUUGAGCAUACUGUAUUUAUCUUUUUUAUCUUUCUCUGAGUAGCCAGUCUAGUCUGAUUGCUUUUUUGAUAAAGAGACUGACCACCACAUGGUGGACCAUGGGCUGCCAUCUGAGUGAUGGGAGCAUGCAUUCACACACCCCUCUUCCUAACCCACCUACUCUGAUAAGUGUGUUUGGCUACCAUAUCAGCCUGGGCAAAGAGGUCAAGCGGUAUCAAGUGGGCAAUUUCGCACUUCACAGGAUGCUUUACUAAUCCACCAAGUGGUUAUCCCACUAUUGGCAAAUUCACCCAAUUGUAAUUUUUUUUUAUGACUGUACAAAGGAGAAGCUCAAUCUUCCCCCAUAAGGAAAUGGACCCCAUCACCAUUCACUUGAGGGGUAAACACUAUACUACCUGAGCAUUUGUCAUUUAUUAUACCUGUAGUGCAGUAUAGUUCUUACAAAUUUCAUAACUUUAUUUUUCAUCAGCCAUCCAACAAUGACCACAUAGUUCAGAAUGCGGUAAGGCUGAUUAGAAGUUUAUUUGAAAUGGUGUUAAUAAAACAUAUUAUGGAA